GAUUUGGCCUCAGUGACAGCUGGGAGCGAUUGGGUCGAGUGGAGUUACCUGACGCGCGCUCUAUCCCGAUCGACUUUCACUCAUACUUCAAAUAGCAGUCUAUUAUUCACUCUCGUAGCGUCGUGUUAUCGGUUUGUGUAUCAAGCGCAUGGACUCGCGACGCGAUGGUACACUCGCGCAGUUUACUUCCUUUAGAAUUUGAUUCAGUCUUUUAAAGAUCCAACACUUGGCGAUUCUUAUUUCGCAUGAUUUGUGUGUGCUCUGCUAAGGACGAACACGCGUUAGAGUGUUAAAUUUCACACCUUCACAUACUCUCAAGUAAUAUGCCGAAAUCGAAGACAAAUUAGGGGCUAUACAGUCGGUGAAUCCUGCUUUUCCUUGGCGCACACUGAACUCCAAGGAUGGCCAGCGCACUAGGUCAAUUCCUCCAUGAAGAAGAUCUCGACGAGGCAAUGAGACUGGCGAAAAAGCUGGACUACGAAAAGUUAGACGAAUAUGAUAAGAAGAUGGUGACAAGUAUUUUAGACUGUAACUGGGACGAAGAGCACCUUAUGGUUUCGAACCUACUACACGCCCCACACAUCAUCCCUAAAGAUGUGCGUCUAAAAACUAUAAUUAAGGGAUUACGGGAAGAGAAACAGCCGUAUUACGCCUUAGCGGCAGCCACUGGCAUAACGAGCUUGAAGCUAGAUGGCGCGGAAGCAGAUCAGAUUAUCGACCUUUUGAAGAAUUGCUCUACACAUCAGCGAGGCACGAUCGCUAUUCGCGCGUUUAUGACGCUGGCAGGGCUUCUCAAGCACCCGCAAGAUACAGAUUUCGUGGUGAAAUUCAUGCAUAAGGCGAACUCGAAUCUGCGAUAUAAUUCACUGGACUGGCUGAUUGCGAACGUAAGAGAUAAAAAUGAGAUUAUUGGGCUCCUGCAAGACAAACAUAUUCCAGACGAUGUCAGACAAGAGGCUAUUGACAAAGUCAACACAGUGUUUUUAGAAAAAGAAGAUGAGCUUCAAAGCAAUGGUGAGAACUGGACCACCGAAGAACUGCAUCAUUACACGUUUGUCCCGAACUUGGCAGAAUUCGAGGCCAUGCUGACGAAAGAGCAAACACUUGCUGAACUGUUUACUGAGCUAGAUACAAACAAAGACGGUUUAAUAUGUGCUAAGGAGCUAAAGGAAUUCUGCGAUGAUAUUGGCCAAGACAUAAGCCUUGACCAAGCCAAGCAAGAUAUCGCUUUGGUGGAUACAAAUAACGACGGCAAAAUAGAUAAAGACGAGUGGGUAGAACUCAUGUUUCCAAAAUUCAACAUUCAAUAACGGUUAAUUUACAGACAGUAAUAUCGGAACUAGUGUAUCCGCUGACCGGAGGAGUGGAAGUGAAAAGAACAGAAAAAAAUAGGCGCGCCUGCGGUAACUCAGCACAGCAGCAGCCUAUGGUAGAAGUACUGGAUUUGAACGACUUGGCUGUAGACUUCGAAAAAACUCGCGAGCAAAACAUUGGAUAGUAUUUAAAUACAGUGGAUGGCAUUAAGACAGGGCAAAUGCCUAUUUUAUGUGCCGUUCAUUGCAAUUGUAAGAAAAUAAGUGGAUUGUUUCGUGUUCUUUAACAUGCAUUUGCAUUUGAAACUGCACACGAAAGGAACGGCUCUUACCCAGGCCCAUUUAUACACAUGCGCAGUUGCAAAAUUGCCCUACAAAGUUUGCAGACGUAAUUGCAAUAACACGACGUGUCAUAAUUAUUAAAAACUUGUUGUACAUUGUUCGACCAAAUGAGACGAGUUUCUCUUGGUGCUAGAAGAUAGUUUACCUUGAAAUGUAGCCUUGAGGCUUCUUAGUAGGUGAAAAUAACACUGUUCCUAGCUUUUCUGGUCAGUUAGCAUGAGUUUGAAAGUUCUUAAUCUAAUGUGCAUGGAACACAUUGUUAUUGUGAAUGAUAAAAAAUAUUAAAUAACAAUAAAACUAAAUAAAUGAAUAUGUGGUCGAA
Messenger RNA from Nematostella vectensis (starlet sea anemone), 1977 nucleotides. RefSeq lists its product as uncharacterized. NCBI's taxonomy places the organism in Eukaryota, Metazoa, Cnidaria, Anthozoa, Actiniaria, Edwardsiidae. The coding region runs from base 402 to 1310 and encodes 302 amino acids. The record is from RefSeq and is a predicted model, not a curated record. The transcript has 3 exons. Gene Ontology annotation, molecular function: calcium ion binding.